AUGGAUAGAAAGAGAACAUCUGAGGCGUUCUUGGCCGCCUCUGCCCAUUGGAACAAGAAACAAAAACUUCAACAUGAAACAGGUAGUAUUGUGCAGCACAAUCUGCCAAAUGAGUCAAAGACACUACAACAAAAAGAUACUCAAAGCUAUGCAUCGCCCAUUCAACUACUCUAUAACCCUAGCUAUUCAGAAAAUAAACUUGUUGAAGUGAACAAGGAUACAGUUAGAGUCGCGGAUUUGAUAGGGUCAGCAGAUUUGCAAGAGACAUUUCAGUUUAAUUUCUCUGUCGAUUUGCCAUUCUUUUUGACAUUCUUGCACUCUAGCUUCCUUACGCGGAAACAAAAUGGAAACAAACAAAAGAAGAUAAUGUUUAUCACGGGUAGUCGUUUGUUAGACCCCGAUUAUGAAGAGACUGAGAGCAUUACAAGCAAUUAUAAUAUCUGCGAAGUGGUUGCUGAUAUACCCACUCGGUUUGGUACACAUCACACAAAAAUGAUGAUAAAUUUCUUUGAAGAUCUGUCCGUGGAAAUUGUCAUCUCGUCGAGUAACAUUACUAGACUAGAUUUUGGCGGUCUAACUCAAAUGGUGUGGCGAUCGGGUCGUCUUCCUCAAAGCGGCGAAACUAUAGGCGAGAAAGGCAUUCAAUUCAAGAAGGAUUUAAUUGGAUACUUGAACAAAUACAAAAAAGUUCCAGUCGAUAAACUCGCUACAAGGCUAAACCUGUACAAUUUCCUGAGCGUGGAUGUUGAACUUAUUGCAUCGGCACCGGGAAAGUAUAAUUUGCAAAAAGACUCUUCUUUAUAUGGCCAUGGAAGUUUGUACAAGGCAUUAGAAAGGAAUAAUUUACUAUUGAACAAUAAAAAUGUGGAACAUAAUGAGAUCGAUAAUGACAAGCAUAAUAAAAAAAAACAUUUUAACGUGUUGGCGCAAGUCUCUGCAAUUUCGUACCCAUUUUCUACUGAGAAAUGGGCGACAGCAGGCAUCUUCACUCAUCUUUUAUGUCCUUUAAUUUUUUCCAAGGAUGAGAAAUUUCGAUUACUAGCUCCAGGCAAAGAAAGUAUCAAAAGACACCAAAAAGAACACAAUUACACGCCGCAUAUAAUAUUCCCAACUGUUGAUGAAGUUGCUUCUAGUACAAUUGGAUACGUUGCAGGAAGCGCAAUACAUUUUGAUUAUACAAGGUCUUUUGUACAUAAAAACUACUUCACCCAAGCAAUUAAGCCAUAUUUGAGCAAGUGGGAUUCGAGCGAUACAAAAGAGGUGACUGGUCGAGAAAGAGUUAUGCCGCACGUCAAGCUAUACAUGUGCGAUAAUGCCGAUAAUUGGAAGACCAUUAAAUGGUGCUAUAUGGGUAGCCACAACCUUUCCAAGCAGGCUUGGGGAAGCAAGAAAGGAAACAAAUUUGUUAAUGACCACUCGGAUGAGUAUGAAGUUAGCAGUUAUGAAUUAGGUGUAUUAUUCACUCCAAAAGAAGGGACAACGAUGGUGCCAUCUUAUAAAGAGAAUAAGUCCUCUAUUCGUGGUGACCACACUUUUGUGAGAAUGCCUUUCCAGUUGCCGCCAGCUCUAUAUUCACUGCUGGAUAUGCCAUGGAGUGGACAUGUGAGUUAUGGCGACAAGUUAGACCUGAUGGGUUCUACCUACAAAAAAAAAAUAGGCAAGUAA
Messenger RNA from Lodderomyces elongisporus, 1665 nucleotides. RefSeq lists its product as uncharacterized. Gene Ontology annotation, molecular function: double-stranded DNA binding; single-stranded DNA binding; 3'-tyrosyl-DNA phosphodiesterase activity. Gene Ontology annotation, biological process: DNA repair. Gene Ontology annotation, cellular component: nucleus. The coding region runs from base 1 to 1665 and encodes 554 amino acids. The transcript has a single exon. The record is from RefSeq and is a predicted model, not a curated record. NCBI's taxonomy places the organism in Eukaryota, Fungi, Ascomycota, Pichiomycetes, Serinales, Debaryomycetaceae.